Molecule: messenger RNA, 3313 nt
Organism: Mercurialis annua (annual mercury)
Lineage: Eukaryota; Viridiplantae; Streptophyta; Magnoliopsida; Malpighiales; Euphorbiaceae
Product: phospholipase D delta-like
Exons: 11
Coding region: 429-2996 (855 amino acids)
Biological process (GO): phospholipid catabolic process; phosphatidylcholine metabolic process
Cellular component (GO): plasma membrane
Molecular function (GO): calcium ion binding; D-type glycerophospholipase activity
Source: RefSeq, a predicted model, not a curated record
UUUAGCUUAAUUUUCGCGCCAUUUUCGGUUCAUACUCUCUCUCUCUGUCUGCAAUGGAGGUUGUUGUGAAUGGCGAUGCUGCUUCUGUAUCCUCCAAUUUUAUCUCUAUCUCAACAAAAACAACAAAAAAAGAAGGAAAUUGUAUUAUCUUCUUAAUCUCCUGCAUAAACUUGAUUACUAUUUUUGUCCAUCCUCUGAUCCUACCGUCUCUUCUUCCUUUCUCCUUUCCUCAGGAAGAGACGAUUAUUGGAUCAGCUUAUGGAGAUGUAGAUACACAAUGCAAGUUCUAUUGUGUUGCUGAAUGAAUGUUUAGAUGUUCGUCUUCUAAGUCUGAUGUUUAGUUUAAAUUGAUGAACUAUGGCGCUUCUUUAGACAUAACUUGGAUGAGACGAGACUUAAUUUGAUAUAUAUUGAGUUAAAAAGCCAGAAUGGACAGUACUAAUGACCGUCCUCGAAAUUCUCAAUCUAACGGGUCCGUGGCUUCUGUUAAAACUGUUAUUUUGCAUGGUGAUUUAGAUGUGUGGAUCAUAGAAGCUAAAUCUCUUCCAAAUAUGGAUUUACCAGCAGAGCAUAUGAGAAAAUGUUUUACUGUGUUUGAGUGCAAAAAUCCUUGUGCAAAGAGACACAUCAAGCAUUCAGGCAGAAACAAAAGGAUUACAAGUGACCCCUAUGUAUCUAUUUGUCUUGCAGGGGCAACGGUAGCUCAAACUAGAGUAAUUGCCAACUGUGAGAACCCGUUAUGGGACGAGCAUUUCUGUGUGCCAGUGGCUCACCCUGUUGUUAAAGUGGAGUUCCUUGUUAAGGAUAACGACAUACUUGGUGCUGAACUAAUAGGAGUAGUAGAAAUACCUGCAGAAGAAAUCAUAUCAGGAAAUAUAGUUAAUGAUUGGUUCCCUAUUAUUGGUCCAUUUGGAAAUUGCUUAAAACCGCAUCCUGAGCUACAUAUUUCUGUUCAAUAUAAAUCAGUCGGUGAAAAUGCUUUAUAUAAAGAUGGUGUUGGUGCUGGACCAGAUUAUGUAGGAGUUCCUAAUACAUAUUUUCCUCUUCGUAAAGGCGGGAAGUUGACUUUUUAUCAGGAUGCUCAUGUACCUGAUGGUAUGCUUCCUGAAAUUUUACUUGAUGGUGGAAACGUUUUUCAGCAUAGUAGAUGUUGGGAAGAUAUGUGUCAUGCUAUCUUGGAAGCUCAUCACCUCAUAUAUAUUAUUGGAUGGUCAGUAUUUCAUCCUGUCAAACUUGUGAGAGAGCCAACAAAGCCGUUACCUUCUGGAGGCAACCUUACAUUAGGAGAGUUGCUGAAGUACAAGUCACAGGAAGGGGUCCGAGUGGUUCUGCUGCUAUGGGAUGACAAAACUUCACAUGACAAAUUUUACUUAAAAACGGACGGGGUAAUGCAGACCCAUGAUGAAAAAACCAAAAAUUAUUUCAAGCACUCGAGUGUUCAGUGUGUGCUUGCACCUCGUUAUGCUAGCAAUAAGCUUAGCAUUUUCAAGCAACAGGUUGUAGGAACCCUUUUUACACAUCAUCAGAAGUGUGUGCUUAUUGACACCCAAGCUUCUGGAAAUAAUCGUAAAAUUACUGCUUUUAUCGGCGGCCUUGAUCUAUGUGACGGAAGAUAUGACACUCCUGAGCACAGGAUUUUCGAUGAUCUCGACACAGUCUUUAAAAAUGAUUUUCAUAAUCCUACAUUUUCAUCUAAUGUCAAAAGCCCAAGACAACCAUGGCAUGAUCUGCACUGUAAAAUUGAGGGUCCAGCAGCAUAUGAUGUAAUGACAAAUUUUGAACAAAGAUGGGCAAAAGCAACAAAAUGGCGCGACUUCAGGCUCAAAAAGGUUACUCACUGGCAUGAUGAUGCAUUAAUUAAGCUAGAUCGUAUUUCAUGGAUACUCACUCCCAAGCCUGGUAUUAAUGGUGACCAAAAUGUGCGUGUCACCGAUGAAGAAGAUCCUGAGAAUUGGCAUGUGCAGGUGUUCCGGUCAAUUGACUCAGGAUCUGUGAAGGGAUUUCCAAAGGCUACUGAGGAAGCUGUGGCUCAGAAUCUUGUGUGUGGGAAGAAUCUGAAUGUAGAUAAGAGCAUUCAUACCGCAUAUAUAAAAGCAAUAAGAUCAGCGCAACAUUUUAUAUACAUAGAGAAUCAGUAUUUUCUCGGAUCUUCCUACUAUUGGCCUUCAUACAAAAAUGCAGGUGCGGACAACUUAAUCCCAAUGGAAAUAGCUUUAAAAGUUGCCAGUAAAAUCAGUGCAAAUGAGCAUUUCUCGGUUUACAUAGUUAUACCGAUGUGGCCAGAGGGUGUUCCGAGCAGUGCUGCUGUCCAGGAAAUUUUGUUUUGGCAGGGACAAACAAUGGCCAUGAUGUACAAAAUUAUUGUUAAGGCUCUCAAACAAGCAGGACUUUCCGAUCAGUAUCAUCCACAAGACUAUUUAAACUUCUAUUGUCUCGGAAAACGUGAAACGUCAUGUCCAUGCAAUUCAUCCCAGAAUAAUCUGCAAACUGAAAAUCGUUCACUGGCAGCUGUGCAAAAAUAUCGGAGGUUUAUGAUUUAUGUGCAUUCAAAGGGAAUGAUAGUUGAUGAUGAAUAUGUAAUCUUAGGAUCGGCAAACAUUAACCAGAGAUCGUUGGAUGGUUCAAGGGACACAGAAAUCGCAAUGGGUGCUUACCAACCGACUUAUACAUGGAGAGGAAAACGCUCUCAUCCCCGCGGCCAGGUAUAUGGUUAUCGUAUGUCUCUCUGGGCCGAGCACCUUGGCGUUCUGGAGGGAGAAUUUCGGGAACCGGAGUCGUAUUCGUGCAUGAAAGUUGUGAAUAAGAUUGCAAAACAAAACUGGAAAGCAUAUGCAGCUGAGGACAACAAGGAAAUGAGAGGUCACUUGAUGCAGUAUCCAGUUCAUGUGAGCAAAGAUGGGAAAGUAAGUGCAAUGGCAGGGCAUGAAUCAUUUCCUGAUGUUGGUGGAAAAGUUCUUGGUUCACCCACCAACCUUCCUGAUGCUCUUACCACAUAGCUUUUUAUAUAUAUUUUCAUACAAAAAUGUCCAUUUUAUCCCUCCGACUUGGCACGAAAUAUCAAAAAAAAUCAAGUUUGCGUUUUAUACCUGCUGUUUACACCUUAAUUUGAGGUUGGUCUUGAUGGUCAAAGGUGUAAACCGUUCUAACUUCUAACAUCGACAAGCUGUGAGUUCUUUUGUCACAAAAUGCGGAUUUGGAUAAUUUUAGUCUUUUGUGCUAAGUUGGAGGGGUGAAAUGACCUUUUGUUGAUUUUCAUAUAACGUUUGAAAUGUAUACAUGUAAAUGUGUUUAAGGAAAAUCACUAUAACCCUAA